GCUAGGAUGGCUUGACAUCGGCGCUGGGCUGUUUUGAUGAACAUUAAUUAGCUGGGAUUUACUUUUUACAGUGUGUUUUAAUUUUGUUGUUUGCAAACAGGGCGUCGCGUGUAACGUUAUCGCGCGGUAAAGACUACUUUUUACUCAUCGUUUUAACAGCCAUUGCAGUGACUGCACCGACAAACAAAAACCGUGUUUUGGUCCACCUAAAGGAGGAAACUGUCACCUCUGCUUCGACUGAAAUUUCAUCAUCGCCAAAAACUGACAGACAAUCGCCUCGCAGUGCCGGCGCUCACCAAACAAGAAGCAAACUGCAAACAUAAGCUAGCAGUAGGCUAACGUAACGUUACUCUAACGUUAGCUAGUUAGCAUCUUGGCUGCGUCAAGAACUUUGUUUCAAGCUAACGUGAUCAACUCCGGAUUUCAGACGUGUUCUUAAUUGGUCAAAGUUCCAGUUUAGAUACGUCUGAAACACUUGCUCGAUACAGAAGAUUGCGUGGGGACAUAAUGCAUUUUGUAGUUACAAAAGUAAGCUAACAUCUAGCUUGCAAGCCAUGCUAGUUUUAACGUGACUCACUGGUGCUUAAUGAGUGUGUAGUAUCGCAAAAUCGGGUGUUGCCUGGCUGUCGCCCCUUAACUAAAACGCUGCAGAUGACUCGUGUAUGACUCGUGUUUUUGUUGUCUCCCGUCAAAACAAUCCGUCGCUUUUAUUUGACAAGAAUUCUUGGAUUUCUGUGAUAUAGUAUCAUGGGGUCUCUGAAGGCUCUCCAGGAGUGGUGUCGGAUACAGUGUGAACAUUACAACGAUGUGGAAAUAAAGGACAUGUCAACGUCGUUUCGGGACGGUUUGGCGUUUUGUGCCAUAAUACAUCGCUACAGACCCGAUUUGAUAGACUUUGGCUCGCUGUCUAAAGAGAAUGUCUACGAGAACAACCGACUGGCGUUUGAAGUGGCAGAGACACAGCUGGGGAUUCCAGCCCUGUUGGACCCAGAAGACAUGGUGUCCAUGAAAGUGCCUGACCGGCUCAGCAUCAUCACAUACGUCUCCCAGUACUACAACUUCUUCAACAACAAGUCUAAUGCAAACCCCCCUUCUAUGAAAAGGCUGAGUUCUGUCGGUCAUAAUGAGCCAGCCCAUAAAAGGCCCCCGACCCCUCUUGAAGACAAAGUGGUUGAGUCUGAGAUGGAAAUCCAUUCCACUCCUUCCUCGUCAUGCUGUCCUUCCUCCUCACAUCUGGUCCCCCCUCCACUCUCUGGUCCUGAGCCUAGGCAGUAGGGUGGGGGUGGGGUGGGUUAGGAGGUGAAAGUAAAACA
This is a messenger RNA of Micropterus salmoides (largemouth bass), 1313 nucleotides long. RefSeq names its product MICAL-like protein 2. Bases 748 to 1275 code for a protein of 175 amino acids. Gene Ontology annotation, molecular function: protein binding. The transcript has 5 exons. NCBI's taxonomy places the organism in Eukaryota, Metazoa, Chordata, Actinopteri, Centrarchiformes, Centrarchidae. The record is from RefSeq and is a predicted model, not a curated record.